AUGGCGACUUACGAAACCGAACACGACACCACCGAUCCGGCAUUCGCCAACGAUGGUCCCCGUCGCCGCCGUCCCGAUCUCUCCACGUUCUUCGCAACGCUCUCCGAAAUCACACCCGGCCCGGAUCACAGACCUCAUGCCGUCCCUGUACCGGGCGACGUGAGCGCCGCCUUCUACUCACUGGCAGAAGCGUUCGAGGUCAUGCGCCGGGAUGCUUCCACGACGGCUGCACAGUCUGGCGACGGGUCAAAUGGCGAUGAGCUUUUGACCCAGAUGAUUCAGACUUUGCUCAGCGAGGCGGACACGCCUCCGAGGGAAGUAGAGGGGGUCAGUGAGGAAUUCUGCGAUACUGCUGACGGAAGCGCCCCCGUCAUGACUACAGUGCUCGACCGUGUGCCCAAGUCAUCCCUGGACAAGUCCCAGGUCUGCCCCAUCUGCAACAAUCCCUUCUUGGAGGAUGAAUACCCGCUUGUCGUGCGACUGCCAUGCCACCCUACACAUCUGUUCGAUCUCGAAUGCGUGCGCCCGUGGCUUCGCCUGCGGGGCACCUGUCCGCUUGACCGGACCGAUUUUGCCAAGCAGCUGCGCGACAAGGACGCCGAGCGGAAGAAGCUGGUUGAAGAGGAUGACGAGGAGGAGUGGGAUGGCAUGUAUGGUUAA
Molecule: messenger RNA, 660 nt
Organism: Penicillium diatomitis
Lineage: Eukaryota; Fungi; Ascomycota; Eurotiomycetes; Eurotiales; Aspergillaceae
Exons: 3
Coding region: 1-660 (219 amino acids)
Source: RefSeq, a predicted model, not a curated record